CUGAAGUCAUUGUGGAUCCGCCGGAAGGGCGAAACUAGAAGACGACUGGCCAAGAUCCGACGUACUGACCAAGACUCUAUAACAAUUGGCGAUACUGUCUGGCGUCGUAACCCAACUGCUGAAAAAUAUGGUACCUUAUUUUCUGGUCCCUAUGAGGUUGUUGACCGUGAUGGAGCAACUAUAAGUUUGAAGAAGGCAGAUGACGAUGUGAUCAUGCAAUGCCCUGUAAACCAGUUGAAGAAAGGACGAAGACCUAUUAAGACCGGUAAGGGUCCUACUUCUUCCACCUUCCUGGAAAAAGGUGUGCAAGUUGAGGUUGAGCCCGAAGUGCAUGAGGAAGAACCUCCAGUGAGCCGAGAAGAGUUGAAGAUAUGGCAAGAGGCUGUUAUGAAUGACGGUGCUGGGGUCAUGACACGAAGCCGCAAGAGGGCAGUCGACAGAGUCUCAGAUAUGUUGAAGUCUAACAAAAUUGCUCGUAAAGAGUGA
Molecule: messenger RNA, 486 nt
Organism: Perkinsus marinus ATCC 50983
Lineage: Eukaryota; Perkinsozoa; Perkinsida; Perkinsidae
Exons: 1
Source: RefSeq, a predicted model, not a curated record